AUGCCAAUGUACAAGCCCCUCCUCACAGCCGCAACACACCUUACCCGGCGAGCCGCAAAACGGCGCAUGUCCAUCAUCUCAUCCAUACUACUAAUCUCGUUACUAUUCCCCAUAACCCUCUAUUUACUGCUCGGCAACAUCCUUGUCAACGACCCUCGUUUGGUGCCCCAUGCAAUCCGAAACGCACAGAAUGUGUUAUUCAUAACGGCGCAUCCGGAUGAUGGCGCCUUGUUCUUCGGACCGAGUAUAUUACAGAGCCUAGGAAGGAAGAAUGUUAAUCGAUAUUUGCUCGUUUUAUCGUCUGGUGUAAAACACCCCGAAACGCACAAACUCGAAACGAAAAGCUUCUGCCUCGAAUACUCCAUCCCCGACAAAAGAUGCCUCAUCCUGCAAAACAAGGAUCUCCAAUUCUCCAAGAAAUGGGACGAGUCCAUAAUUCAACGCAUCCUCGAACGGCACAUCAGAAAAUGGGAAAUCGAUCUAAUCAUCACCUUCGACGCAGACGGGUUUGGCGACGAGAAUCAUCGCGCCUUGAGUAAUGCCGUGCAGCGAUAUAGUACCCUGCACGACCACCACAACCCAACCGCGUACGCGUUACAGACCAAAUCCGCGCUGAGGCGGUAUUUGUCCGUGCUAGAUUUGGCGACGACUUCGCUACCGUUUGGGAUCAGGAUUUUGGAGGCGUUGGUUUUUGCAGUGCCGGAGGCGUAUCGGACCCCCUUGGAUGGGAAGCGGGUUGGUGUCCAGCCGCCGCCGAAGAAUGGGGAUGCUUAUGGGGAUAAGGCGUUGAUAGUUGCUGAUUGGAGUGGGCAUGGUAAAGCUCAGGCUGCUCUGAAAAAACAUACGUCGGCGUAUUCGUGGGAUAGGGCGCUGUAUUCGAGUCUGAGUCGCUAUAUGUGGUUUAAUGAUUUAAGGAGGAUGUAA
Talaromyces marneffei is the source of this 924-nucleotide messenger RNA. RefSeq lists its product as uncharacterized. Bases 1 to 924 code for a protein of 307 amino acids. The record is from RefSeq and is a predicted model, not a curated record. The transcript is spliced from 2 exons. Gene Ontology annotation, biological process: GPI anchor biosynthetic process. Gene Ontology annotation, molecular function: N-acetylglucosaminylphosphatidylinositol deacetylase activity. NCBI's taxonomy places the organism in Eukaryota, Fungi, Ascomycota, Eurotiomycetes, Eurotiales, Trichocomaceae. Gene Ontology annotation, cellular component: endoplasmic reticulum.